AUGGAGUGGAAUAACGAAAAGAUGUUGGACCUCAUUGAGCGUUACGAAAAAAAACCGAUACUGUGGUCCCCAAAGCACCCCAAGUAUUAUAAUAAAUUUGCAAAAUCCGAUGAGUGGGAAGAGUUGGCCACAGAAAUGGGAACGACAUCGGAUGAAUGCAAAAAAAAAAUGACCAGCCUUAAUGCAUCAUUUCGGCGAGAAAAGGUGAGGAUGAAAAAAAGUCAGAGAACUGGCUCAGAGUACGGUGUAAAUCCUGUUCAGUGA
Molecule: messenger RNA, 264 nt
Organism: Myzus persicae (green peach aphid)
Lineage: Eukaryota; Metazoa; Arthropoda; Insecta; Hemiptera; Aphididae
Exons: 2
Coding region: 1-264 (87 amino acids)
Source: RefSeq, a predicted model, not a curated record